Molecule: messenger RNA, 2887 nt
Organism: Teleopsis dalmanni
Lineage: Eukaryota; Metazoa; Arthropoda; Insecta; Diptera; Diopsidae
Exons: 13
Coding region: 145-2688 (847 amino acids)
Biological process (GO): neuromuscular synaptic transmission
Molecular function (GO): protein binding
Source: RefSeq, a predicted model, not a curated record
UAUAAGCAAUAAAAAUAAAUAUAAUAUCCCGUUAAAGCAUAUCGUAAAAGUAGCACAUACGUAAACGUAUGUUGAAAGUAUGAAAAAAGUGAGUGCAUAUUAUCGUUUCAGCCGUUAAUCAUUUUGCAUAAAUAAAUUAUUGAAAUGCCAUACGAAGCCAUACACCAUCAACCGUCGGGAUCAAACGGUAUGUUGGACUCGUUAAGCAUGCAGUUACGAGACGCAGAAAUGAGACGUACGGAAAUAGAACGAGCACAUCAAGAAACUUUGGCCCAAAUAAGAAACUUGAAUAGUAGUGGACGACCUGACACUGAAGCAAUAGAAAAUUUACAGUCUCGUUCAAGGGAGCUGGAAAAAAAAGCUGCUUUAGAAAACGUUCGCUGUGAGGAGUUACAAAUUGAACUGACUGCAGCUUUAAAAGCUAAAGCAGCUCGGUCUGCUGGAGUUGCUUCAAGUGCAACUGGACUAUCCGGUACAAGUUCCACAGUGACAUGGGCGCCGACAAUCAGCCAUCAAGAGCACGGUUCAGAGAUUGAGAUAAUAAUGGCAAAAAUUGAACAGGAUAAUCGAGUUCUUGCAGAACUGGAACAGCCCAGGACAUCUAGUACAGGAAUGCAAAAUAGUUCCAUAUUGAAUACAUGCAAUAGCGAAUUUAAAACCAUAUCAAAGAAUGAACUUGAAGAAGAACUGAACCGUUAUAAACGUGCAGUUUUUAGUGGUACAACAAGUUCAACACUUACAGGAUACGGCGGUAUAUCACAUGCUGGACUUUCAAAUGGGGCUGGAGGAGUUUCUAGUGUUUCUGGAAUCGGUGCAGGAACAAGCGGGAUUGCUCCUACUGGACUUACAUCCAUAUCGACUUUAGUACCAAGUUCAAUUGGUGGCAUAUCGUCUAGUCUUAGUAGUCACGCCAUACAAUCUAUAAACACAUCUUCGUAUGCAGGCGGCUGUACAGCAACUGCUGUGGGCAGUGGCGGUACUACAGUGGAGAAACUACUAAGUGGGUCUAGUGGGAUAGCAGGCAUCCAACCAUUACCGAUGAAUAUUAUGAAUCAUACGAUGCCAUCAGCACUAAGUCAGCGUGGAACAAUACAACUGUACAAUUUGCAGAGUACAACUAUGCCAAUAUUAUCACUGAACUCUCAUAAUAUACCAACUGGUACCAACAGUUAUUCAGCACUUGGACUAAGUGGUGGUACAGGAACAGCAGUUGUGCCUCCACUUGGUUCUUCUAUGACGCAUCCUACUAUUGGGAAUGUGCUUGACUCAAAUUCACUGCUUGGCACCGGUCUAUCUGGCCUAAGCGGCGUAACAGGAUCAUCAUUAUAUGGCCUAGGAACUACCGUCGGCACUCUUUCAGGUGGACUGCCUAACGCAUAUGCUCCUCCAUUUAUAGAAGUGGGUUCAGGUCCCUCGUAUCCGUUUUCAACUGUUGCUUUACGUAAUGUUUCAAAAAUGAAAAUGCUAGAUGAGAUUGAAUUGCCGCUCGCACGUUAUGGUAAUCGAAGUUCUCCUUGCUCACCAAUUCCUCCAUCAAGUUGGGCACUAGACGAUUUUACGGAUAGUAUGAAUGCAUCUAUAUUACAUAAUCGUAGUGGGUUAGCGUUAGGAGCAUUAGAUUUAGAAACAAGAAGCCAUGCACUCAAUGGAGCAAAUGAGCCUCAAGUUGAUAUGCUGGAUAUACCAGGGAAAGGUCGAUGCUGUGUUUUUAUUGCAAGAUUCCCUUAUGAUCCUCCAGAAGAAGCAGAAGGAGAACUGUCCUUGUGUGCUGGUGAUUAUUUACUGGUGUGGACCAGUGGAGAACCACAAGGCGGUUAUCUUGAUGCCGAACUUUUAGAUGGCAGACGUGGUUUAGUACCAGCAUCUUUUGUUCAGCGUUUGAUUGGUGAUGAUCUUUUAGAAUUCCAUCAGGCAGUAUUGUCUACACUACGAGAUGCCGAAGAUGGUUCUAUGCAAUGUGAUACUACAUCUUUACCUUCGUUACCUCCACAUAAUCCAUUACUUACGCAUACUCAUGAAGAUUUAGCUCGACUGAGUGAGACACACACAGAUCUUGAACAUGAUCAAGAUGAUAUAAGUGAUAAUGUUCCAGCGCCAAAACAUUUGACUCUAGAGCGUCAACUUAAUAAGAGUGUUUUGAUCGGCUGGUCACCACCUGAGCCAGUUGGAUAUAAUUUAAUCGAUAGCUAUCAUGUUUAUGUAGACGGAGUUUUGAAGGUUACGGUUAAAGCUAAUGAGAGAACACGAGCACUAAUUGAAGGUGUCGAUUCCAAUAGGCCACAUCGAAUAAGUGUAAGAAGUGUAACACAGAAUCGUCAAACAUCACGUGAUGCAGCUUGUACUAUGAUCAUUGGUCGUGAUACUGCGCAUUUGGGGCCGUCUGCUGUACGUGCAUCUCAUAUUACGUGCUCAUCAGCAGUUAUAUCAUGGCUGCCGGCAAAUUCGAACCACCAACAUGUCGUUUGUGUAAAUAAUGUUGAAGUACGUACCGUAAAGCCGGGAGUUUAUCGACAUACCAUCACAGGGUUAUCACCAAGUACACAAUAUCGUGUUACUGUACGAGCAAAACACUUACGUGCUCCAGGAGGACAACCAACACCAGGCCGACCGCAAGAAGAAGCGCCGGGUGCUUAUGCUGAUUUCCGUACAUUAACCAAAGGGUUGCCGGACCCUCCACAAGUGAGAUAGAAAAUUUUUAUAAAUUGAAUUAAAAUUUUACUAAGCAUAUGUCUUAUUAUAUUUUAUAUGACAUUUAUAAAUUAGUAUAGAGUUUAUUACCUACUAAUAUCGAGAUUGAAGAAGAUUGCACAACCACAUUUAAAAUAAUAUCUAAAAAGUGGGUUGAUGAAAUGGAAAUAGAAGAGAAGAGAGUAGAAGAGUAAAAUUA